This is a messenger RNA of Camelina sativa (false flax), 609 nucleotides long. The record is from RefSeq and is a predicted model, not a curated record. NCBI's taxonomy places the organism in Eukaryota, Viridiplantae, Streptophyta, Magnoliopsida, Brassicales, Brassicaceae.
AUGAUUGGGUCGGAUCAUAGUCCCAUUUUAGCAACCUGUUUGACAACAAUUCGGAGACGGCAAAGGCAGUUUAGGUUUGAUAAACGAUGGUUGGGCAAGGAAGGCUUAGUUGGGGCGGUUGAGUCAGGGUGGAACCGGACAAGGAACUUUCGGAUUCCGGGUUUCAUCGAUAAGAUAAGGAAUUGUAGGAAUUCGAUCUCCUGGUGGCAGAAAAAUAAUGUUAGUUCUGGUCCGUCUGUCAUUGCUUCCUUGAAGACGGCGCUUCAAGAGGCGAAAAUGGAUGAUUCGAUUCCACAGGCGGAAAUUAGGGACAUUGAGAGGAAACUAAAAGAGGCAUAUCGUGAUGAGGAAAUUUAUUGGCAACAGAAAAGUAGAAAAUUCUGGCUAAGGGUGGGGGACAAAAAUACAUCAUAUUUUCACGCAUCUACCAAACAACGGCGAGUGCGUAAUAGGAUUGUUGGCUUAUUUGAUGCCAAUAACGUUUGGAAUGAAUCAAGUUCCGGCAUGGGGAGGAUUGCUACAUCAUAUUUUGAGGAUCUUUUUAAGAAAUCGGAUAGUAGGGGUAUUUCCAGAGAUGCUUCAAGCAGUUACUCCGACUAUUACGGAUAG